AAUCAACCUUCCCUGUUUAUUGAAAUACUUAAUUUGUCAAUUGCUUCUUAGGGUGAAUAUAAAUCUUUCUUCUUCUUAAGUAGUUGGUGAAUCAUUAAUCAUCUACUUGACUAUUUAAGCGUAAUCAAACCAUUAACGAUAACAAUACCAAUAACGAUAACAAUAACGAUAUCAAUAACAAAAUAUUAGGAUUGUUUGUCACAUGAUAGAGUCGACUCACAUUUGCAUAGUGAUACACAAGUGUCAAGUAGCAAAUAGUGAAGUGUGGUAGCAAAUUGUAUACUCGUCAGUCUCAUCAGUGUUUGUUAUCCUCACCACAAAAAAAUAUACCGUGUAUCAUUAGCGGAUAGCAGCAACAGUACUAUACUAAGUUUAUUAAGAUUAAGUCGUACACUAAGUACUUCAAUUACCCUUUGGUAUGUCGCAACUGGUCCAUCUUUCGCCCUGGAUAAAUUCAGUAUGCUUCUAUUCAUCGGUACUAUCAACAUGUAUCAUCCUAGUAAGUAUCUUACUCCAUCUCCGCAAUUAUCGUAAACCAUUACAGCAACGAUUAAUGAUUCGAAUUCAGGUAAUUGUACCAUUAUUUGCUGUAUCAUGUUAUUCGAUGUUGGUUAAUCAAACUUCGAUUGUCAUAAAGUAUUUCGUUGAACCAAUACGAGAAGUUUAUGAAGCUUUCGUCAUAUAUACAUUCUUUUCAUUACUUACUGAUAUGUUGAAUGGAGAACGUCAUAUAAUUAUUAUGACAAGUGGUCGACAGCCAGUAGAACAUCCAGGAAUAAUGAAGUAUUUCUUUCCUCCUAUGGAUAUUUCUGAUCCCUAUACGUUUUUAGGUGUUAAACGUGGAAUUCUUCAAUAUGUUUGGCUUAAACCCAUCAUGUGCUUUUUAAUUUUAGUGACAGAAUUAAUUGGCUGGUAUGAUAUUAAUGAUAUGAGUUAUAAAUCGGUUUAUUUAUGGCUUACUAUCAUCUAUAAUCUUAGUGUAUCCACUUCAUUAUACUGUUUGGCCAUGUUCUGGAAAGUAUUAUGGACAGAUUUAAAACCAUUCAAUCCUGUUGGUAAAUUUCUCUGUGUCAAAUUGAUUAUUUUUGCUAGUUACUGGCAAGGAGUAAUUAUUGCUAUAUUAAAUGCAUUUGACUUGUUACCUGGUAAUGAAGAUGAUACUAUUGUGAAUGGCAGUAUUGGUGUUUGUAUUCAGAGUGCUUUGCUCUGUGUAGAAUUAAUUGGAUUUUCUAUUGGCCAUUGGUACUCAUUUUCUUAUCAUCCAUUUUCGAUAUCUCAAUUACCUUAUGGUCGAGUCAAAUUUAAAUAUGCCCUUAAAGAUAUGAUAGGAGUAAGAGAUUUAUGGCAUGAUUUCCAAUUAACCUUUUAUGGUGAUUAUUAUAAAGAUUAUAAGUCAUUUGAUUCAGUAGAAGCAUUAAUUGCUCAUCCUGAUUCUAAAGGUAGAAUGAGCAGAAUUAAUCAAGGUUUGAGAUAUCACUUUGAUGGUAAACAAAAGCAUUGGUUACCUAAUUCAGUAACUCCUGUCCUCCCUAAUCAUAUAAAAAGUACAUCUGAAAUUAAUGCUGUAACGGGUUCAUCUGAAUAUGCUGCUUCAGUAAAUUCAACAGGUACUUCAAUGAGAGCCAUGUAUCCAUCAUCCCCCAAGAGUUCACAUAUUUCUCCUCCAGAUUCUCCACCAUUAAUGCCUCUUAAUGCUUCUGGGAUCACUAUUAGUGAACUCUUAAAUACUGAUGAAUAUAACUACGAUAAGGAAAUGCUCGAUGAAGAUGAAUCUUACUAUCAGAAUGCAUGCUCAGUGAUCAACAAUUACAACUUGGACCAACGGGAAAUUAAACAACUAAUUAACUAUCCCAUAGUAGACGAACUUAUCUAUGGUCACGAGUAUGGAUAUAAGGUAAAGAAGUUACGACAACAAAGGCAAUUGCCGACGAAUACUACUAAUAAUAAUCUUCUAAAUUCUAAUGAAAGCUACCGUUAUGGCAGCAUUGUAUGAUACUACUAAUAUAUAUAUAUAUAAUCCUAUUUACAAGUUUAUGUACAUUAAUCCUCAAUCUUGAACAGAUAGAGU
Messenger RNA from Scheffersomyces amazonensis, 2068 nucleotides. RefSeq lists its product as uncharacterized. Gene Ontology annotation, cellular component: membrane. Bases 419 to 1993 code for a protein of 524 amino acids. The transcript has a single exon. Gene Ontology annotation, molecular function: transporter activity. Gene Ontology annotation, biological process: transport. NCBI's taxonomy places the organism in Eukaryota, Fungi, Ascomycota, Pichiomycetes, Serinales, Debaryomycetaceae. The record is from RefSeq and is a predicted model, not a curated record.